This is a messenger RNA of Suillus paluster, 707 nucleotides long. RefSeq lists its product as uncharacterized. The coding region runs from base 136 to 525 and encodes 129 amino acids. The record is from RefSeq and is a predicted model, not a curated record. The transcript is spliced from 2 exons. Lineage: Eukaryota; Fungi; Basidiomycota; Agaricomycetes; Boletales; Suillaceae.
AAGAGCGAAUAGAUCGACUGUCCUUGAACUGCUGAGCAUUUGCAACGACAACACCAUGUACGUUUUCCUAAUUGCGCAACCCCUUUGCUGCUAGAUCUAACGAUCAGCACGUCAGUGCAAUAUCUUGUCGAAACUAUGGCUCGUCUUGUGCUGGCCGCUGCUCUGAUCAUAUCCCAUCUCCUCACGAUCAGCACGGGAGUGAAUGCCAACUGUGAGGCCUGCCCUAAUUGCGAUUGGGAAGUAUACAGUCCAACGGCAGGGGAUGCAUGUCUCAAUUACUGGACAUGCUCGGGCGAUACCAUCACGUGCUAUUAUCCCUCCGUUGCAAAUCCGGGAACGUACACAGGAUGCUCGUACAGCGCGUCCGCCAGUUGGACACUUACAGCUGGCCCCACUGAUGUCUGUAUGUCGGAGGCGGGAGUUAACUCCAAGUGCGAACCUCCAAAUAACCCUUACAACCUUGGCAUACCAGGGUGCACCGCUUCAUACGGGUACGACGGUGGGGUGAACAGUGGACUGUUGUAAAGGAAAUGUAUUGAGGAGCCGAAGAGCUUGGUGUCAGUUAUGAGAUACACGAUUUGGGAUAGUAGAUCUUGUACUCCUGUCUCGCGGCGCGCAUGGUUUCGUCUAUUUCUACAACCCAGACAUGCAGCCGAGGGCGCGACGUUAACGAAAUUUAAAGACACCUGAGCUGGUGCGAAGACACG